GGCUUAAUGUUUGCAAAUGGCGGGCACUAUUGGCGAUCGCUAAAGACCUAUUGUAACCUUAUUAGAAACACACUCCCAAACACAAUCAGUUUUACAUUUAAUCGCUACUGAUCGUAAUUGUCAAGUGAUAAACUCGACGGCAGCGAGGAUGUCGGCGGACUUUUAUAUACGCUAUUACGUCGGCCACAAAGGCAAGUUCGGACACGAGUUUCUGGAAUUCGAGUUCCGGCCGGACGGCAAGCUGCGGUACGCUAACAACUCCAACUACAAGAACGACACGAUGAUACGCAAAGAGGCGUACGUGCACCAGUGCGUGAUGGAGGAGCUCAAGCGCAUUAUCCAGGACUCUGAGAUCAUGCAGGAGGACGACUCACUCUGGCCGCCGCCGGAUCGAGUUGGUCGCCAAGAGCUGGAGAUCGUCAUCGGUGACGAACACAUAUCGUUCACCACCUCCAAGACUGGUUCUCUGCUGGACGUGAAUCAGUCGCGAGACCCGGAAGGACUGCGAUGUUUCUACUAUCUUGUGCAGGAUCUCAAAUGCUUGGUGUUCUCUCUAAUAGGACUACACUUCAAGAUCAAGCCCAUAUAAAUCUGUGUCUAAAGACUUCUCUGUAAUCCCCUUCUUCUACUGCGCUUCUUUAUUUUAAUAAAAUAUAGAUAUUUGUACUUGAA
This is a messenger RNA of Monomorium pharaonis (pharaoh ant), 672 nucleotides long. It is a transcript of the gene mago, whose product is annotated as protein mago nashi homolog. Lineage: Eukaryota; Metazoa; Arthropoda; Insecta; Hymenoptera; Formicidae. The record is from RefSeq and is a predicted model, not a curated record. The coding region runs from base 149 to 589 and encodes 146 amino acids. Gene Ontology annotation, cellular component: nucleus; catalytic step 2 spliceosome; exon-exon junction complex. The transcript has a single exon. Gene Ontology annotation, biological process: RNA splicing.